CUGGUUGUCAAGCAAAGAUGGCGGCAAAACAAAAGAAGAGUCCGCGAUUCCUUGCCAAUUUUGGCCCGAUUUAGGAAAAUUCUAUUUGUCCUACUGCUUCCAUAUUCUACAUAUUGAAUUGUCUUUUAAUAAUGCCAGCUAGGAAGCAAAAACGAACCUCUCUGUCUUAUUCAGAAGGAAGCGACGACGAAAACAUUGACGAUGGGUUUGUGACCGACCCUGAAAAGAUUUUUGAUGUCCUUCCUCAGCCAUUUCGCUUGGUUGAUAAAACAGUCAACCAUAUAUUCGAUAAGGCAUGGGAGAUCAUAGAAGACAUCGAGAACAACCGCGCAUUGCGACGAUCCAAGGAAUCUUUACCAAAUUUUGACUGUGGAAAGGCUUUACAUAACUUUGCCAAUCCCUCUUGUAUGUUUAGCGUAGAUGGGGGGAAGUACUUGUUUCUCGCCUACUGUGAUGGACUGGUUGUGAUCGAAGCUUUGAUCGGGCAAAGUGUGGCAACCUUUGAGGACCCUGGCUGCAGGAAAGUUACACACAUGUCUGCCUGUGUACUUCAAGAGGGAUUUUACCUCCUCACAACAAGAGACGAAGAUGGAGUUGCAAAAUUAUACUGUUUUAUAGGCGAGACAAUCCAUUUAGCCAGGGUGUUUAAUGAAGAUGGUGAUAAAAAUGCGACAUCUGUGGAAUUGUCUCCUGACGGUGGAUACAUUGCCAUCGGAUGGGAGAUUCCAGAUGAAGAGAGUUCCUUGGAGGUUUAUAAGAUUCCACGUGAAUCUUGGUUGAAGGAGGCUGAGGCUGCAGUUGCGGCACCCAAGUCACGGAAGCCUACUGUGGUAGGGGAAUCUGCAGAGAGUGGGGGGCAAUCAGUAGAUAAGCCAUCACAAGAGGACGAGGACCCUAAAGAGGAGGGAAACCCUGCAGCGUCUCCACCAGGCUCUCGCCCAGGCUCAGGCCAAGGAGCAGCUGUGUCGUCCUUUACCAAGCCCUCAGCAGUGCUACGCAUCUUCCCUCCUGCUCAAGUCGGGCCAUGUUCUGCCACCAACUAUGUUGCAGCACUGAAGGCUGUUGAUGCUGACAACAGUGUCAUCGGUACAGGAAGUAACCACAUCUUAUUACAGCAGUACUUCCAGCACUCUGAUAUGACUUUCAAGGCCCUCCAUGAACAGCAGUUACAACACCUUAAGGAGGAAAACUCACCUCAGAUGAGGAAGCCUACAACCCAUUUCCUCAAGCCAGGCAAGCUGAUUCCAGCAGGCUUAGAUAGUACACCAAACAAAACAAAUUCUGUUGCUGUUUGCUGGUCCAAGGAGACUCAGUUGUCUAUCUACUCACUUGUUAAAACUGCCAAAGACAUAGAGCAUAAGCCUGAUGUUGUGUGGCCCAGUGCACAGCCUAUCCUCGUGAGCACUGUCUCUGAUUGUCUCUCUCUCCUUGCCUUGGGGCUGGAGAAUGGCACUGUUGUGGUCUGGGAUGUACACAGAGGUCUACUUCUGCGUGUGUGUAAUGUAUCCAACUACAGUCAGAUUACCAUGGUCCAUUUCCUACCGAGCAGCACUAUCCCGCCCUUCAGCGAUGACCAGCCCUCCUAUUUGUCAUCACCUGUACCAGUAGCUAAUCUGGCAAUUGCUUGUGAGGAUGGCAUGUUCAGUGUACUGCAGUGCGGUGUGGCGUAUAACCCUCCCUUGCGGCCAAUAGUGGACAGAUCAGCCAUUGAAAAAGAGGUAAUCACAUCGAUCAAAACCCUUAACAAGACGCCGCAAAUUAUUGCAGCGAUCAAGGGUUCUGGUCGGAUGACCCUUUAUGACAUCCAGACCCUUUCUUCCAUAUGUCACGUGUCAUUGCCUUCACCCUACGUCAUCGACACUGAGUCACCUUCUUGUAUUGCUGCGGAUGGCCAAGUGAUUGUACUUAAAGGAAGCUGUCGAGAGGAGGCAGGGGACGAUGAUGGCGAUGAUGAAGAAGAAAAGACUACCUCGAUGGUUUUCACUUUCCCUCUGCACUCGUUCCCAUCACUGAACAAAUACUGGAGAAUGGCUAAAGAGACAGAGCCGUUUGGUGUUGAUAGCACCAUUCAUACCCGGUUCAACUCCCUUAUUCAGGACAGAAUCUCAAGUCAGGGCACAAGGCAGAUCCGAAUGCAAGAACGGUGGUCUCGAUUCAAGGACGAGCUUAAGACGAUGCAUUCUACAAAGACACGUGCUGAUAAGACAGUAUGGUUCACUGCCAAACAGACUCUUUCUACCCGAGGCUAAUCAAUACUUCCAAAUGUUUUCGCCAUUACCAUUUUACGACUUUGUAAAUAUUUAAAGAUGUGUAUAUUUUAAGUGUUAUAACAGUAGAUAUUGUAAAGUUUAAAUAACAUUUCGUUUGAAUAAAAUUCCUGGGAAAGGUUUGUGA
Molecule: messenger RNA, 2394 nt
Organism: Nematostella vectensis (starlet sea anemone)
Lineage: Eukaryota; Metazoa; Cnidaria; Anthozoa; Actiniaria; Edwardsiidae
Product: WD repeat-containing protein 93
Exons: 12
Coding region: 132-2249 (705 amino acids)
Biological process (GO): electron transport chain
Molecular function (GO): protein binding
Source: RefSeq, a predicted model, not a curated record